GACAUGUAUAGAAAGAGAAUUAUUCUGCUGUCGGUAUUAUCGAUGUUAUGGCGAACAAGAAGUCCGAUUUGUUCUUCAAGUUGCUGUUGAUCGGCGACAGUGGAGUCGGCAAGACAUGUAUUAUAUUCAGGUUUGCUGAUAAUACCUUCAAUCCUUCGUUUAUUUCUACUAUUGGAAUUGAUUUCAAGAUAAAAACUUUAGAGCUUGGUGGCAAGAAGAUUAAGCUACAGAUAUGGGAUACUGCAGGACAAGAAAGGUUUCACACAAUCACAACUGCCUAUUAUCGUGGAGCAAUGGGUAUAAUGUUGGUGUAUGAUGUUACAAAUGAGAAGUCUUUCUCAAAUAUAUCCAAGUGGUUGAAAAAGAUUGACGAUCAUGCGAAUGAAGAUGUGAAAAGAAUGCUUGUUGGUAAUAAAUGUGACAUGGAUGACAAGCGGGUGAUAUCAAAAACCAAAGGAGAACAACUCGCAUCGAGUUACGGUAUAAGUUUUAUCGAAACCAGUGCGCUUUCUAACAUAAACGUUGAAAAGUCUUUUGUUGUUCUAACUGAGGAUAUACUCAACGCUGUUUGUCCGCCGACAGUGGAGGAGACAGAAAAAGGAAAAGGCAAGAAAAAGAAGAUGAGAUUAAAGAAUGAAGAAGGAGGAUAUCAAAAGAAAUGCUGCCUUUAGAUGAUGGCCUUCUGACAUAGUGAAUGUGUUUUGCUCAAAUAUUUUUCUUCUGGCUUCACUUACCAUCCACGAGGGAUAGUUACUUAGGUAAACAUUUUAGGCCAUGUACGAGUGCCUUGAACCUUUAUUGACAUUCAAUGGAAGGCGUGGGUAUUAAAAGUAUCAGGCAAUAUCCCUAUUCUUUUAUUUGUAUCUCGUCAAUUGGAAUCCUUCCUCAUCCACUGGUAAACAAACGAUAGAUGCGGGCGUCUUUUAAGUAAUUUAAAAGUAACCUUUCCCUUUUCUAAGAUUCCCUUCUCUUGUUAACGCUUGAAUGCUUGGAGGAGAGGGAAAGGGGCGUAGCUGGCAUUUACUGUCAAUGCGGUGUAUGCAUAAAAAAAUAUUAUACGCCAAAAGGUGUUGGCCGAAAAGGGGUUCGCGCACCCCUGCGCCUGAACCUGGCCGACCUUAGGUCAAAAGCGCUAGGGUGAUAAUAGUCGCUUAUAAUAUCCAGUAAGAUUGGGAGUCGACUCAUAUUUAUACUCUGGUUAAAGGACAUCACUAUUUCGGUAUUUUGAAUAAUUCAGUAGAAUUAUCGGGAAAUAUUGUAUCUUGUAAAAUAUUUGAAUGAGCGAAACUCUCACGAAAAUUUCUAUGCCUGCUUCAUUAUAUUCUAAUGGCUGUAAAUGUAUUGUGACUAACUUGCAAAAUCAAUAUUUCAAAAUAUCGCCAAAAUAACAUUUAUUUUUUUAAAAUAAAAUUGAGACAAAUUAUAAUUUUAAGUGUGUUACAGUAUAGUUAUAUUUUGCACAAGGGCCAAAAGCGCUCACUACGCGAAAGAAAUAGUAGAACGAAUGAUAUGAUAAUAGUAGUAGAACGAAUGGCAUAAUACAUAAUAAAGUGAUUUUGAUAGUGA
This is a messenger RNA of Nematostella vectensis (starlet sea anemone), 1566 nucleotides long. RefSeq names its product ras-related protein Rab-10. NCBI's taxonomy places the organism in Eukaryota, Metazoa, Cnidaria, Anthozoa, Actiniaria, Edwardsiidae. The coding region runs from base 48 to 671 and encodes 207 amino acids. The transcript has 4 exons. The record is from RefSeq and is a predicted model, not a curated record. Gene Ontology annotation, molecular function: GTP binding; GTPase activity.